GCAGCACGCUGAUUGGUCGAUUACGAGGGGAAUACAAAUGUUACGCAGGUGCUCGCGUGUUUGUAAACAAUACAAACGUAGCCAGGCUUUGUUUUUUGAUAUUUUGACCCCAUUCAUGAGCACAAAGAAAAAUAAGAUCCACGUUUUUCAUUCAUGGACUUUAAGGAAUAUGUCUUGGAGGGAAACGAACGUUAUCAAAAUGGCCACUAGGACUUCGCCCAGACGCUGUGUCUUGCAAAGAAGACUUACUACGGAGCAAAGAAGUGAUAAUUGUGGUAAAGCUCGAAGAUCUUGCAAAUACGACGAACAGCUUGAUCGAUCAGGAAUCGUUGACGACAGCGUUGUACGUGCUAAUUCUACAAGUUCCUGCCAACCCAGGGCAAAGCGAUCUUGCAAUGUCCAUAGAUUGCGACGAAUGAGCGUACAAACAGGUCAUCCAACAACUCCAUAUUUCCAAUGUCGGUUACCCGAUGAAGUGUUGCUCAAUCUGUUCAGCUUUUUGCUAGCAAAGGAUAUUUGCAGAUUAGCAUGUGUCUGCAAAAGAUUUGUCAAGAUUUGCCAGGACUCAACAUUAUGGGAAAAACUUUACAAAAGAACUUUUGGACUGGAUUAUAUUCUCAGAAAUGAUGAACAAACUCGGGGGUUGUAUGAAAAAAUGCCACCUGGAGAUGUAAUGAAAGAUUCAUGGCGUGAGGCUUUCACUUCUUUCUAUCAAUCACAUCAUGUUGUUUCCAGUGAUUCACAGAAGGCAUGUGAAGAUCUUAAGUAUCACAGUAGUCUCAAAGAGGCAAUUACGUCCGUCCCUGAGAAUGGAACAAUCAUUAUUCACCCUGGGAUCUAUAGAGAGGAGCUUGUAGUCAAGAAACAAGUUACUAUCAUUGGGACAGGUUUUGAGGAGAAGCCUCAAGUUACACUCGAAGGAUCGAAUGCCACUGUUCUUAAAUUUCUCCCUGGAUCGGGCGCGUCCUACGUACGAAAUAUCAACGUCAAAUAUGUCAGCGGUGAUAGUUUGUCGUGUCGUCCCAGCUGCAUUGAAGUCGGCCCCGACUGCAGUACGAUUAUACACCGAUGUGUCGUCGUUAGCAAAGCAAUUGCUGGUUCAACAGUAUAUGUUCAUGGUCAGACGGCAAGACCACGAGUGAUCAAUUGUUCCAUCACAGAUUCCGAGAAUGUUGGAAUAUUCAUCAACAACAACGGCCAGGGCAUUUAUGAAAGCAACGACAUCAGCAAUAAUAAGUUGGCUGGAGUGUGGGUGAAAAACGGCGCCAAUCCUAUCAUGAGAAACAACAAAGUACAUCAUGGUCGAGAUGUUGGCUUCUUUAUCUUUGAUAAUGGUCAGGGCUACUACGAUGGCAAUGAUGUCUUCAGCAACAGGAUAGCAGGAUAUGAAGUACGUACAGGUGGAAACCCAACCGUAGUGCGAUGUAAGAUACACCAUGGUCUCACAGGAGGGAUUUAUGUUCAUGACGAGGGUCGUGGCCAAUUUUUAGAGAAUAAAAUUUAUGCCAACACUUUCGCGGGAGUUUGGGUGACAUCAAGAAGUAAUCCGACUAUUAGAGAAAACGAGAUUUUCAGUGGACAACAAGGAGGGGUUUAUGUGUUUGGUGAAGGUCGAGGAGUUAUAGAAAGAAACAACAUUCACAGCAACGCUCUGGCUGGAAUACAAAUUCGUUCCCAAAGCAAUCCUGUUGUUCGCCAUAACAAAAUACAUCAUGGACUUCAUGGUGGAAUAUAUGUGCAUGAAAGAGGACUGGGUUUGAUUGAAAAUAACGAGAUUUAUUCAAAUACUUUGGCGGGAAUUUGGGUGACCACAGGCAGCUCUCCAGUGAUGAGAAAUAACAGAAUCCACAGUGGAAAACAAGUUGGGGUAUAUUUCUACGACAACGGCAACGGUAUUCUUGAAGACAAUGAAAUAUUCAAUCACAAAUACUCAGGAAUACAGAUAAGGACAUCAAGCAAUCCUGUUAUCAGACGAAAUAAGAUAUGGGGAGGUCAAAAUGGUGGUAUCUUGGUUUACAAUCAAGGUCAUGGCUUACUGGAAGAAAACGAGAUAUUUGACAAUGCCAUGGCUGGUGUUUGGAUUAAAACUGAGAGCGAUCCGAUAUUGAGACGAAAUAAGAUCCACGAUGGACAGGAGGGUGGGAUAUGUAUAUUUAAUGGGGGUAAAGGAUUACUAGAAAACAACGACAUUUUUAGAAACGCAUUAACAGGCGUUCUCAUAAGUACCUCAAGUUUUCCUGUUCUUCGUUCUAAUCGAAUCUUCGAAGGGGGGACAAGUGGAAUCGAAAUUACUAAUAACGCAGGUGGAAUUUUAGAGUCGAACGAAAUUUUCAACAACAAAUUUAGCGGCAUUUGUUUGGCAUCCGGCGUGAAACCACAGCUCUCAAAAAAUAUCGUCUAUGACAACAAAGAAAUCAUAAAAUCUGCUGUGGAAUCAGGCUGUUGUUUGUACACAAUCUCUGGGAACUCAUGUUAUCCUAUGAACGACUUCUACAGGUGUAAUACAUGUGGCAGAUUGGAAAAUUAUGCAAUAUGUGUCAAUUGUAUCAAGACCUGUCACCAAGGACAUGAUGUAGAGUUUGUACGUAGAGAUAGAUUUUUCUGUGAUUGCGGUGCCGGCAGUACGAGAGCUUCGUGUCAAGUGCUUGCCAAGGACGAGCACACUCAGACGACGAAACACCAGAACGAGUCACGUGUCAACUCGCGCUACGGCAAUGACGUCAUCCCGCGUGAAUGGCCAAAUUUUGAGCACGCUACUAAAGCGAAUGCGAGCACGCAACGGCCCUGAACGUGAUAAACAGAAGAGCUUGCGAAACGUCCUCACAAUAGCCAAUUGAUGCGCGAAUCGUUGUCUUGGUGGGUGGUUGGCCUUUGCUAACAAUUCCAGUGUUAAUCUGACUGAAUGUGGUUGUUUCUGCUGUCAUCACUUCUCACCCACCUCCACAGGCCGAUUGCGCACACCUCUCACGAUCUUUCAAAUUCUGGUGGGGUCAGAAUCAGAAAGCCCCCCCAAAGGGCACUCAGCCAGCCACACAUGCAUAGAUAUAUAAUGAAAGCGCCGUAUUUAAUACAACCAAUACUAUGUAAUAUACAUUAUUUAUUUGGAGAUAAAUUAAGAUUAAUAUAAUUAUGUCGGUAAAUACCAAGUUUCUUCACUGUAAAU
Molecule: messenger RNA, 3163 nt
Organism: Dendronephthya gigantea
Lineage: Eukaryota; Metazoa; Cnidaria; Anthozoa; Malacalcyonacea; Nephtheidae
Product: F-box only protein 11-like
Exons: 26
Coding region: 38-2788 (916 amino acids)
Biological process (GO): protein ubiquitination; ubiquitin-dependent protein catabolic process; regulation of apoptotic process
Molecular function (GO): zinc ion binding; protein binding
Source: RefSeq, a predicted model, not a curated record